AUGCAAUCCGACAAUCCAGGAAUGACCCAUCUUUGGGAUGUGUUUGGCACAGAUCUACGUCCUUUGGACAUUCUGUCGGAAGUGGUCCCUUCUAAUGGAAGAACAACUGGAAUAAGGAUCAUCCAGACCCAGGGAGCCCGCGGAUUCCAGUUCUCGGCGUCCACUCCCCAUACCCUCAGCUUUCCCGCCUCACGGAUUUUCCUCCACUGUGACCUCUUCCCCGAGGAAUUUUCCAUCGUUGUCACCUUGAAAGUUAUGAAGCUUCCGCCCAAGAAAAAUGAAUACAUCUUUACUGUGAUGGAAGAGCAGAGCAACACUCUGAUUCUAGGACUCCGGUACUCUCGAAAUAAAUUCCACUUUCUUUUCUGGAGCAAAGAAAGUUCCGGUGGUUGGCAGACUCGGGUCACUUUCCGUGACAUUACCUUGAUGGACAACCAGUGGCACACGCUGAUUUUGGCCGUGUCCGAAGGGUCCUUUUCUCUCACUGUGGACUGCGACUUACCCACGGACAUGAUUGUUGAUACACCCUUUCCAAUGACACUAAGUAUGAAAGGAUCCAGGUUUUUCAUUGGAAGCAGGAGACGAAAGAAAGGCUCCUUUACUGGUUUGUUAAGACAACUGGUUCUGUUACCAGGCUCCGAUGCUACCUCGAUAAUGUGUCCUAGCAUGAACCCCAAGCUGGCUGUGCUCUCCAUCCCUGCAAUUCUACAAGAUCUCCCAAGGAAACAGGAGGACAAUGAGGUGCUAAAAUAUCCUUAUGAAGCUGAUAUGAAAGUAACCCUUGGAUCCCGCCCUCACUGCACCAAAAUGGAAAGUGCCCAAUUUUGGUUUGAUGUUUCUAAAAAGGGGCUGUAUUUAUGUGAUGGAAAUGAGUGGAUUCCCAUGAUAGAAGCCAAAGAGAAGUUGGACUAUGUGGAAGAAUAUCAGAACCUGGUCACUAACUCUGAGACCAUGGGCAUUGAGGUCUUCAUCAUCCCCAAGGUGGGGCUUUUUGCUGCAGCAGCCAAUCGACUCACUAGUUCAGCCAUCUAUAAAUGGACUGAUGGAAAGUUUAUUUCUUAUCAAAACAUCCCCACCCACCAAGCCCAGUCUUGGAGAUACUUCACUAUAGGAAAAAAGAUCUUCCUGGCAGUGGCUAAUUUGGAGCAGAAUGGAAAAGGUCAGGAGUUCUCGGUAAUUUACAAGUGGAGCCACAGAAAGUUGAAAUUCAUCACCUACCAGAGGAUCAGUACCCACAGCGCUAGGGAUUGGGAGGCAUUUGAAAUUGAGGGAGAGUUCUUUCUGGCAGUCGCAAAUCACCGAGAAGGAGAUAACCAUAAUAUCAACAGUGUCAUCUACAAGUGGAACCCAAGAACCGGGCUCUUUGAAGCUAAUCAAACCAUUGCUACCUCAGGAGCUUAUGACUGGGAAUUUUUUACUGUCGGACCGUACUCGUUUCUGGUUGUUGCUAAUACAUUUAAUGGCACCUCCACUAAGGUCUACUCUCACAUGUACGUCUGGCUCAUCGGAUCCUUUCAGCUUUUCCAGUCAUUUCUGACUUUUGGUGCUGCAGACUGGGAAGUCUUCUACAUUGGAGACAGGAUCUUUCUGGCUGUGGCCAACAGCCACAGUUAUGACAGUGAAACUCUAAUACAAAAUAACUCCUAUGCCAUCAACUCAGUCAUCUAUGAGCUUAACAUCACCGCUCAGAUGUUUGUCAAAUUUCAGGACAUUCCCACCUACAGUGCUCUGGACUGGGAGUUUUUCUCAUUUGGAGAAGAUUAUUUUCUGGUGGUGGCCAACUCCUUUGAUGGUGAUUCCUUCUUUGUGAACAGUAUUAUAUACAGGUGGCAAGGCUACGAAGGCUUCGUAGCAGUUCACAGCCUUCCAACGUUUGGAUGUAGGGACUGGGAGGCUUUCAACACAACCACGGGCUCUUACCUCAUGUACUCCAGUGCCAAGGAACCGCUCUCCAAGGUUUUGAGACUGAAAACUGUCUGACGGCGGGGCGGGGGCGAUGGGGUGACAUUUGCCACCCACACACUGAAUCGGAUGGACUCAACACAAUCCCUUCAGGGUCAAGCUUGUCUGGUUACUCUGGCCAUACGUUUCACCACUGGAACUAUCUAGAGCACCAGGGGACGCUCAAGAAGGGCAACCGGUUUGCUGGAAGGUGAAUUCCGGGUGGAAACAAGUCGGCCGGCUAACCACUUGAAAUGGGAUAACACUGAUGAUCUGAGAGGAUCUGGGUCCUGCCCCUUCUACGUAUUUCCUAGGAAAUAGCUAUGGUGAGGUUUUAAAAUGCUCUUUCCUCUUCCAAAAAUAUUGGGCCGAGGCAUCACAGUGCUGUUAUCGCGUCAGUUUGGGCCCUUUGCUAGAAAUCACAGCAAUUCUCAAAAAACGUUAAGCCUAAGAAGAAGAUACUUGGAGCUCGUAUACUACCUGGCUUAAAAUGACUCAGACUAAGUUGAAUAACUUAACCAGUUAGAUUUCUGGCUACUUUAUUUUCUUGAUGGCAAGGGAGAUUCACAAGGUCUCACAUUCAUGUACAUUUGAAUUGGCCUUGGGUGAUUUUCAAUCCAUAUUGGUCUAAUUUCAUGUUUACAUAAAUCACCUCUUCUUCCCACCCCUUGUCAUGCCCCUCCCCUCUACCCCCCACGAAAAAAAGCACCCUACAGUUCCUCAUAUCACUGGACCAAGAAACCAAAAUGAUUGACUAUAGCCUAUAAACUCUAAAGUACUUCUACACCAUAAAUUCUCAUAAAAGCCAUAUAAAGAGGAAAGUUGGAGGGUUUAUCAAAUUU
Molecule: messenger RNA, 2783 nt
Organism: Ornithorhynchus anatinus (platypus)
Lineage: Eukaryota; Metazoa; Chordata; Mammalia; Monotremata; Ornithorhynchidae
Gene: TSPEAR
Product: thrombospondin type laminin G domain and EAR repeats
Exons: 11
Coding region: 1-1980 (659 amino acids)
Biological process (GO): signal transduction
Source: RefSeq, a predicted model, not a curated record